Molecule: messenger RNA, 375 nt
Organism: Helicoverpa zea (corn earworm)
Lineage: Eukaryota; Metazoa; Arthropoda; Insecta; Lepidoptera; Noctuidae
Product: tubulin polymerization-promoting protein homolog
Exons: 2
Coding region: 1-375 (124 amino acids)
Biological process (GO): microtubule polymerization
Molecular function (GO): tubulin binding
Source: RefSeq, a predicted model, not a curated record
AUGGAAGAAGAGGAACCAGCUACAUUGACUGAUCAGUUCGAUAAGUUCGCCAAACUGUUCGACAGUGACCGAGACGGCACGACUAUUGAUCUGUACCGCAGCGAUUAUUGGUUGCGCCAGAGCGAUGUCUUGGAAGACAGAGCACUUACUAUGACUGACACGGGAAUCGCAUGGAUGAAAUUCAGCAAAACAGAGCUAACUUACAGCGAAUGGUCUCAAGUAUUAGCAGAUGUCUGUACGAGCAGAGGAUUAGAUCGCGCCUCUGUAGAAGCUGCGUUAACUAACUGCGGAUUACCAGGUAGUGUAAACGUGAAUGUGCCCCAAUACCGAGACCUGUUCGAUACCGUCAAGCCACCUCCUAAGCUCUUAUACUAG